GGUCUACCUUUAAAACCGUAGCAAAAUGACGAAAGCUUUCAUAAAUGCUAAAGACCCUUUUAAAACCAUGCUUAAUUUAAAUGGAUUGUAGGCUAUUGCUUUAAAAGUUAAACAUUUGUUUAAAUGUUAGACAUGUUGAUCUUCGUGGAGAAUCGGUUUUAUGGUUAAUGAAAUGGGAGAUUAGAGAAGGAAAAAUGUUUGAGAUGUGAUGUGGUCACGAGGAGAUCCCUGCAGUCACGCGCUCACGCGGUAUUUAAACUCCGUGUCCAGAACAAAUUUCUCUCUAAACGGGAAUGACACACAUAAACCAAAAUCAUUUGUACAAUUUUGCGGUGUAUAAGGCCCGUGCCCGCGGUGUUUUGUAGCUUCUGGAGUUGAAUUUGAGUACCCGCCUGUCAUAUUUUAAAGAUGGUUUCGGUGUUCUGUGAAGCUUUGUAGUUUUUGGAGAUAUUUUUUAAGUCACUUUCUUUUUAAAUCAUUUAUAUCUUCCAAGAAGAUGUGGAGAUUUUAUGCCGUUUUUCUUCUGGGUUGUGCGCUCGGGCACGUGCGCGCUCAAUUCCCACGCGUGUGCGUGACUCCGGAGGGACUCAGGAGCGCGCAGUGCUGCCCUUCCCCGUCAGGUCUGGAAAAUGAACCGUGCGGCGCGAACUCCGGGCGCGGGCAGUGCGUGGACGUGAGCGCGGACGCGCGUGCGCACGGGCCGCAGUACCCGUACGACGGACUUGACGACCGCGAGCGCUGGCCUCUGCGCUUCUUCACGCGCGCGUGUCGGUGUAACGGGAACUUCAGCGGGUUUGACUGCGGCCGCUGCAGACACGGAUUUACCGGAGACGCGUGCGAGCAGCGCGUUCCCGUGGUCAGGAGGAACGUGAUGCAGCUGAGCUCGGAGGAGAAACGCGCCUUCGUGAACGCGCUGGACCAAGCCAAGCGCACUCCACACCCGGACCUGGUGAUCGCGGCGCGCCGUUACGCGGAGAUCUUCGGGCCGGACGGGAACACGGUACAGUUCGAGAACAUCACCAUCUAUAAUCUGUUCGUGUGGACGCAUUAUUACUCCGUGAGAAGAACGUUCCUCGGAACCGGAGAGGACAGUUUCGGCGGGGUGGACUUCAGUCACGAGGGGCCCGGGUUCGUCACGUGGCACCGGUACCAUUUACUGCAGCUGGAGCGAGACAUGCAGGACAUGUUGGGAGACGCGAGCUUCGCUCUGCCCUACUGGAACUUUGCGAUCGGAGGCAGCGAGUGUGACAUCUGUACAGAUGAUCUGCUGGGAGCUCGCAGCUCCUUCGACAUGAACUCCAUCAGCUCCAACUCCAUCUUCUCCCAGUGGAGAGUCAUAUGUGAGAGCGUGGAGGAGUAUAACUCGCUCGGAACCAUCUGCAACAGUUCGGAGAGCAGUCCCAUCAGAAGAAACCCUGCGGGUAAUGUUGCUCGUCCGAUGGUGCAGCGUCUGCCGGAGCCGCAGGAUGUGGCGGCUUGUUUGGAGGUCAACACGUUUGACACGCCGCCCUUCUACUCGACGUCCUCUGACAGUUUCAGAAACACCAUUGAAGGUUACAGCGCCCCUCAGGGGAAUUAUGAUCCAGUGGUGCGUAGUCUACAUAACCUUGCCCACCUGUUUCUAAACGGGACCGGCGGACAGACACACCUGUCCCCCAACGACCCUAUCUUUGUCCUGCUUCACACCUUCACCGACGCCAUCUUUGAUGAAUGGCUGCGCAGACACAGUCCGGAUUCCUCCGUCUAUCCGCUGGAAAAUGCCCCCAUCGGUCAUAACAGAGAGUUCAAUAUGGUUGCCUUCUGGCCACCAGUAACAAACGCAGAGAUGUUCGCCACAGCGUCUGAGAACCUCGGCUACUCCUAUGAGGUGGAGUGGCCAGCUCGUGCUCUCACUCUGACUGAGAUCAUCACCGUCGGUGUGGUCGCCGCUCUCAUCGCCGUUGCGGUUAUUUUCGCCGCCACCACGUCUGUGGUUCGCUCGCGCUCUGACAGGAGGGAAGGCCGACAGCCGUUGCUGGGAGACCAUUAUCAACGCUACGAUGAUAAAACACAGUCUGUAGUGUAAAUGUGUCGUGUUAGUGUUGUAAACACUUAUUAUAUUAUAGGCUAUAUUUUAUUUUAUCAGACCUGUCUCUGUGAAAGUUGCCUAUCUGUCAUUUCGUUUCAGUUUUACAUUGCAAACAUGUCAAUAUUUAAGUAUAAAAAAAUGUCAAAC
This is a messenger RNA of Triplophysa dalaica, 2215 nucleotides long. It is a transcript of the gene tyrp1a, whose product is annotated as tyrosinase-related protein 1a. Gene Ontology annotation, cellular component: melanosome. The transcript has 7 exons. Gene Ontology annotation, molecular function: oxidoreductase activity. The coding region runs from base 497 to 2065 and encodes 522 amino acids. Gene Ontology annotation, biological process: melanocyte differentiation; melanosome organization. Lineage: Eukaryota; Metazoa; Chordata; Actinopteri; Cypriniformes; Nemacheilidae. The record is from RefSeq and is a predicted model, not a curated record.